Carcharodon carcharias (great white shark) is the source of this 2465-nucleotide messenger RNA. RefSeq names its product geranylgeranyl diphosphate synthase 1 (gene ggps1). Gene Ontology annotation, molecular function: prenyltransferase activity. The transcript has 6 exons. Bases 476 to 1372 code for a protein of 298 amino acids. NCBI's taxonomy places the organism in Eukaryota, Metazoa, Chordata, Chondrichthyes, Lamniformes, Lamnidae. The record is from RefSeq and is a predicted model, not a curated record. Gene Ontology annotation, biological process: isoprenoid biosynthetic process.
CAGGCGCACAGCUAUUAGGAUGGCGUAUUUUUCGACGAACUAAAGUAGGGGUGAAUCGUCUGGGGGGUGAGUCGGCGGCUGACGCCGGAAUAGCGGGACCGGAUAGUUCGGCCGCUGCCCCUUGUUCAAGUUAUCAGUAUUGACGGUACUUCCUGAGGCAGGAAGGCAGCACAUCAUCAAAAUUCCCAUACCAGAGCGCUAAGCAAGCUUGAAUUCAGUGACAAUCCUUGGCAAUCUAAUACUUUACUAUCUGUCUUCAAGAAGCGGGUGAAAAGAGGACCCCGAAGUAGUAACCACCUCCUAGAAGAGCAGGCGAAAAGAGGACCUACAGGCAGUCAGCACCACAUAGAAGAGUUAUCUAAUCCAGUCCAGUCUGUGGCUCCAGAAUGAUGAGGCCAUCUUGAGAGAAAUCAAAGCAUGACACCACAGGAAAACAGCUAAGUAGUUGAUUAAUGCUCAUCCAUACAACUCUACCAUGGAGGACAAGAAAGGAACUUCUGAAAGGAUCCUGCUAGAGCCUUACCACUACGUGCUUCAGUUGCCAGGAAAACAAGUGAGAACCAAACUUUCACAAGCCUUUAACCACUGGUUGAAUGUCCCCAAAGAAAAACUGCAGGUCAUCAUAGAAGUUACAGAAAUGUUGCACAGUGCUAGUUUGCUGAUCGAUGAUAUUGAGGAUAAUUCUAAGCUGCGCCGUGGCUUUCCUGUAGCGCACAGCAUCUAUGGUAUUCCAUCCGUCAUAAACUCUGCCAACUACGUCUACUUUUUGAGUCUGGAGAAGGUGCUGACCCUUGAUCACCCAGAAGCCAUUAAAGUCUUCACAAAACAGCUACUGGAUCUGCAUCGGGGUCAAGGCCUGGACAUCUAUUGGAGAGAUACAUACACCUGUCCGACAAUAGAAGAUUACAAGGCCAUGGUCCUACAGAAAACUGGAGGUCUCUUUGGGCUGGCUGUAGGCCUCAUGCAACUGUUUUCUGAAAAUAAAUCUGACUUAAAGCCUCUCCUUGACACACUGGGGCUUUUAUUCCAAAUACGUGAUGAUUAUGCAAACCUGUUAUCCAAUGAAUACAGUGCAAACAAGGGUUUUGCUGAAGAUUUAACAGAGGGGAAGUUUUCAUUUCCCCUUAUUCAUGCUAUCUCGUCACAUCCAGAAAGUACGCAGGUGCAAAAUAUUUUGCGACAGAGGACUGAAAAUAUAGAUGUAAAGAAAUAUUGUGUAAGCUAUCUUGAAAAGGUGGGUUCUUUUGAUUACACCAGAGAAAUACUCAAACAGUUGGAAUCAGAAGCUUAUAAAACUAUUGACAAAUUUGGAGGUAACCCACAGUUAGAAGCUUUAAUUGAACAACUCAGCCAACUGUAUAAAGAGACUUAAAAAUGCUUUCCCUUUUCUCCCUGCUCUCUCUCCUGAUUCCUUUCUUUGCAGCACACAUGUAUUCUCUCAUGAGUGCUUUUUCACUUGAUUUCUUGUACUGUUGAGUGCUCUCACCUCACUAUCUUUCGUGUGCACUCAUUCAAUUUCUUGCUUUCUUCUGAGAUUGCUCUCCUUUAAUCUCUGUCCCGUGAGCGCACUGUCACUUACUUCCUCAUUCUUGCAGUGUGUGCAAUGUUUAAAAUAGUAUUUGCAGUUGGUUGGGUGAUGAGAAUCACAGGUUUUUGAUGCAAUCAAAAGCUUCCACCUAUAAAAUCAUUAGCUCAGACUGAGCAAAUUUUUGAUGUUUGUGUGAUGGUAAUUUAACACCCUGGUGUAUUGUCAAGAUUAUAGCCAGAAAUAGAAAUACAAUGGUCCAAUCUCUUGGGACCACUACUUUUUGCCAGUAUGAUAUAUUACAGAUGUAUGCAUGGAAGUGUGGUAGCUGGUAGUUUUUAAUAAUUUUUUUUGCUUAAUUGAUGUGUGCCUGAUACAAUGUCUAUCUUAUCCCCUCUGACUCAGCUGUUCUCCCCACUUGUAGUGGUGACUGGGAGUGAGAGGCAAGCUGGUCUUUGGCUCUUAGUGCCAGUACAUUACUCACUUAGAUCAGUGAAAUGCUGGCCGUAAGAGAAGCGAUGGGAGAUAAAGACCUGAAGAUAUUGGCUGAUAUUGGGUUGAGUAGCAGCGAGGGCCCGGAGAGCUAUCAUGAAGGGGAGAAUCUGAGACAACAAGCACUGUAUCAUAAACGUUGAGAUCAGCAUUUGCCAUGUACUUUUCUGUUCUGCACUCCUUGAGACUACAGAUGGACUUGCAGCAGACCAAAACAGUUGAUUGCUUUUCUCUAACUGAUACUGCUGUAACUUUGCUUGGCCUUUUGUAUCAAGUGAGAACGGAUGGUGCUGACCGACUAAACACAGCCAUGCUAAUACCCUUCCAGUUAUAAUUAUUGCACAAUAUUUACAGAAAGAUGGAAGAGUUAGCACAAAACAUUGCAUUGUAAUGAGCUGAUUUUUACAAUAAAUUCAGGCCCAUUUUACUGGGCCAUGUAUUUUACUAA